This is a messenger RNA of Mytilus californianus (California mussel), 1917 nucleotides long. RefSeq lists its product as uncharacterized. NCBI's taxonomy places the organism in Eukaryota, Metazoa, Mollusca, Bivalvia, Mytilida, Mytilidae. The transcript has 10 exons. The coding region runs from base 33 to 1685 and encodes 550 amino acids. The record is from RefSeq and is a predicted model, not a curated record.
GCAUAUGUAUAAGUGUAACUGUACAUAUAGUUAUGUAUUGUGUCAUACGUAUAUUUGUUUUGGGAAAUUUUAUAUCAAAAACAUAUCCAUCUGCAUAUUUUUAUGUGAGUGACGCCAACAAUACUUGGGUUAAGGCUGCCAAUAACUGUAUAGACGGCUGGAAAUUGUCUGGGAAAGACUUAUUCAAUUCUUGUCGUUCAGAUACGUGUAAUUCUAGUAAGGCCAAUGAUGUUUUGCGAAAUGUAAAAAUCAAACCGCCCUUUCUUUGGAUAGAUGGCUACGCAGUACGAUCACCUAUAAUGGAAUAUUACGAGUGUAUAAGUUUAACCGACGUCAACAGUACAGCAAAUGCAUUAACGAAAAAGAAAAAACUUGUGAAUAAUGGUGUUGGAAAGUGUGCAUUAUUUUGUAUUCAAGAUGGAUACUUAAAGAAUGAAGACUUCAUUUUACUACAGAGUGAUACUUGCUACUGUUUACCGCUUGCAACAGAACAACUGUGGAAGGCACAAAUCAUGAAAAUGCAGAUGAUUUCUACCAAAACCUGCAAUAUACGAUGUGACGAAGACAAGUUUGACAGAUGUGGUGGCAAAAAUGAUAUUUUUUCAGCGUAUAAGCUUAAAGAGAUAGGAUUACCGAUGAGUGACGAAAUUGGAGGAAAUUGUUUUUAUACGUAUGGCACUAGUAAAGCUGUAAAACGUAGUAGUUGUAAAGAAACAUUCAAGGUUAAGUGUGAAGAGGUCAUACACACAGAUGGAAACAGGUAUAUUGACGUAGCGUGUUUCGAACAUAUGUUGAAUUGGUAUGAUGCAAGACGAACGUGCAAUCAAUCUGGAAAAUAUCUUCAACUUUUGAACUACCAGUGUGGAAAUAUUGAUGAGUUUCAAGCAGUUCAACUGUGGCACAAUAUGUUCAUCAAAGAGAGGAUUGAUUGGAAUACAGAUAAUGUAACUGACAAGGAUAGAAAAAAUGGAUACAAAUGUUUAGCAAUGAAGCUAACAACCGAUUCGAAUUACAUUCUAAUUGCUGAAAAUUGUGACAAUGCUUACCAUUCUCUUUGUCAGAAAGACGUCUCCGAUACAGAUGGCAUCCCAAAAAAAAAGGAAAAAAAAACAGUGGAUUCAAAAGUUAGUAUGUAUGUUGGAAUAGCAGUUUCACUGACAAUAUUGCUGAUAGUAGUGGUGGUUCUAGCUAUAUGUAUCCGAAGAAAAACACGUUACAUGCCAAAAGAGGUACCCACUGCACCUGAUGUGUAUUAUUCAACAGUGACAGGCGACCAGAUACAUGAAAACCAAUCUCAUACACCGGAUGGCGCGAACAAAGAUCAAAGUGAUGCAAAUCUAAUGAUUUCGGCAAAACAAAGCAACACAUACACAGAUAAUGAUCAGCAGGAAAUACACAAAAUGGGAUCAACAUAUGACCAAGCAGGGUUGCCUGAUAGCAAUGAGUAUGAUGUAUCAAGUACGAGCCAGAAGUACAGGUCGCAUGUUGAUGAAGAUGUCUGUUAUUAUGAUCACAAUAGAGAUUUUGAUACGGUGUAUGAUGAGACAGAUACACAUGGGUUGAUUCAGAGAAACGAGAUAAGUGAAAUAUAUAACCAUACUAGAGAAAUUAUUGAUGAUUAUGAUGUCUCCCACGCCUUUCGACAGCAAGGAGAGACUCAUAAUGAACCUGUGUAUUUCAAAUAGGAUUUCUAAUUCCAUGACAUCAUUAUUGAACCUGAAUGUGACAUUCACAGAAUAAAACUAUAACAGGUUUAUGACGUGCAUGAUAUAAAUAUAUUUUUUUGUAUUUUCCUAGCUUUUAAGAAAGUUGUGUUUGACCGUCUGUUGUUUUUGCAUUUAUAAUUGCAAGGCACAUUUCAUUCUCAUGUAUAAACUAUAUCUAUUAAGAUCAUAAGAUAAUAAACAAUUGAGCUUU